Messenger RNA from Girardinichthys multiradiatus, 1880 nucleotides. It is a transcript of the gene st6galnac5a, whose product is annotated as ST6 (alpha-N-acetyl-neuraminyl-2,3-beta-galactosyl-1,3)-N-acetylgalactosaminide alpha-2,6-sialyltransferase 5a. NCBI's taxonomy places the organism in Eukaryota, Metazoa, Chordata, Actinopteri, Cyprinodontiformes, Goodeidae. Gene Ontology annotation, biological process: oligosaccharide metabolic process; ganglioside biosynthetic process. The transcript is spliced from 5 exons. The record is from RefSeq and is a predicted model, not a curated record. Gene Ontology annotation, molecular function: alpha-N-acetylgalactosaminide alpha-2,6-sialyltransferase activity. The coding region runs from base 236 to 1240 and encodes 334 amino acids.
GGCGGCGUUAAGACCCAGCAGAUGUACAGUACAGCGAACAUCUGUCGCCGCGGUCUCCUCUCUGUAUCAAUAGCGCCUGGACUCCUGUCUGGACACACUCACGCUCAGAAACAGGCUGGGAUCUGGACCGUAGUGAAGCCAAGGAGAGGGGAUGUGCGCAGAGGAGUCCGGACCAUGAGAGCAGAAAGUGGAGUCAGACGCACUGAGCCGCAGCGAUAAGACACCGCGCAGCAAAAUGAAGACACCUAUGCGCCAUGGGAUAGCUGUGCUUCUCGUUCUCCUCAUGUGUGCCAGCUUGUUCCUCGUGUACAACGGGAAUUUCAGCAGUCCUUCCAGGGACACUAACAACACCCGCAUACAACAACAUGAACAUCUGCAGCAGCCCCCAGAAGCCUCCGUCAGUGCGACGAAACCUCACCUGCCGACCCUCCAGGGAUACAUCGGCAUCAUCGACCAUAAGCCUCUCAGGAUGCACUGCCACACCUGCUCUCUGGUGACCAGCUCGGGUCACCUUAUCGGAGGAGGCCGGGGAAAGGAGAUCGACCGAGCCGAGUGCGUCAUUCGCAUGAACGAUGCCCCCACAGCAGGGGCUUAUGCCCGAGAUGCCGGCCGCCGCACCUCCCUGCGAGUCAUUGCCCACUCCAGCAUGCAGCGGGUGCUGCGCAGUCGCCACGAGCUGCUCAACGCCAGCCAGGAUGCAGUAUUCAUCUUCUGGGGCCCCAGCAACUACAUGAGGCGCGACGGGAAGGGCCUGGUAUACAACAACCUGCGGCUGAUGAACCAGGUGCUGCCCAAGCUCAAAGUCUACAUCAUCUCCUGGCAGAAAAUGCUGCAGUUCGAUGAAUUGUUCAAGAAAGAGACUGGCAAAGACAGGAAGAUAUCCAACUCCUGGCUGAGCACUGGCUGGUUCACAAUGACCAUUGCUCUGGAGCUCUGCGAUCGGAUCAAUGUGUACGGCAUGGUAGCCCCGGACUUCUGCAGGGAGCCUCAGCACCAGUCUAUCCCCUAUCACUACUACGAGCCACGGGGCCCGGACGAGUGUGCAAUGUACAUUUCUCAUGAGCGUGGCAAACGCGGCAGCCACCACCGCUUCAUCACGGAAAAGCGAGUGUUCGCCAACUGGGCAAGGAUGUUUGACAUCCACUUCUAUCAGCCGAACUGGAGCCCCCCGCCUCUCCCAGCCAACCGGACACUGGUGGGAACGGCCCCUGCAGAGCUGCAGGGGCUGUUCCCUCCGUGACUACGUGACUGCUGAUGGGCUGAAGAUGUGCUUUUAGAGAUCCAUCUCAGAAGGACAAAGGACACCUGCACUGAUUGUCGACUAGACCCUUAAAUCCCAUGAUCGGAAAUGAUGCAGAAAAACGGAUAGUACUGCAUGGAUGAGGAGUGCCUUUACUGCAGCCCCAGACAGCGUUUUGUUAAUGGAGGGACAUGAUUCAGCUCAGAGUUGUUUGAAAACCUCCUUGUGUGAAGUUCAACAUGAAGGCAGGAUCCUCAAACACUCUGAAAGCAUGCAUGCAGUGUAUUACUGUGGGCCCUGCUGGUGUUUGUGCAUAUGUGAGUGUGUUCACCAGAGGGAUCACAGAAGACACAGAUUGGAGGUUGGUCUCCCUGUAAAGGCUGGUGGAUGAAAGAUCCAAGCAGAACAGAGACACAUGCUCCUAAGCUAUAGUGCCUUGCAAAAGUUUUCAUACCCCUCAAACCACAAGCCUCAAUUUCUUAAUAUUAUUUGUAGGAAAUUAUCAAGCAGUACCUGAUUGUGAAGUGGUAGGAAAAUUAUACAAGUUUGAUUUUUUUUAAUAAUUAAAAGUGUGGAGUGUGCAUAUGUAUUCAUCCUGUUUCACUCUGAUAACCCUAAAUAAAAUCACGUGCAACAAACA